Molecule: messenger RNA, 1467 nt
Organism: Pleurotus ostreatus (oyster mushroom)
Lineage: Eukaryota; Fungi; Basidiomycota; Agaricomycetes; Agaricales; Pleurotaceae
Gene: RPC34
Product: 34-kDa subunit of RNA polymerase III (C)
Exons: 7
Coding region: 1-1467 (488 amino acids)
Biological process (GO): transcription by RNA polymerase III
Cellular component (GO): RNA polymerase III complex
Source: RefSeq, a predicted model, not a curated record
AUGAGUAGACGAGGUCCCAGUGAAGCGGAGGGGACGAUCCACCAGGCGGCCCUGGCUGCGCCAAAGCAGGAAUUAACGAUCAAGCAAGUAGAAGCACUUGUGCCCGAUGCCAAAGCCAGGCAGAAGGCUCUAAACGCCCUACUGGCUCGAGGCUUCAUCAAGGCACUGCAAAGUUCCAGCGGACUUAGCUUCAGAGCCCUGUCAAAGAAUGAAUUGAAUGCGACGAAGGAUCUGACUGCGGAGGAAGUCCUUGUAUACAGUCAUAUCCAAGGUUCCAAGAACGAAGGGAUAUGGACGAAGCAGCUGAAGGCGAAGACAAACCUGCAUCAAACGGUCAUUGACCGAUGCUUGAAGACGCUGACACAGAAGGCCAUGAUCAAACGGGUCCCUUCCGUUCAGCAUCCGACACGCAAAAUCUACAUGCUGGAAGGGUUGGAGCCGUCCAUCGCUCUCACAGGAGGUCCUUGGUAUACAGAUAACGAGUUUGACACGGAGUUCAUCAAACUUCUCAUGAGCGCCAGCCUGCGGUUCAUACAGGAAAAGAGUUUCCCUAAACGUCGAAGUUCUUCGCAGUCUCAGCAGCCAGUAUUGUACUCCAUCAGCAAAGCACCGGAGUAUCCCACGGCCCAAAACGUACGAACCUUCCUGAAGCAGAGCCGAAUCACGGAGACGGAUUUGUCCGUAGAGCACAUUGAAAUGCUGCUGAACGUCCUUGUAUUGGAUGGAGAGAUUGAAAAGCUUCCUGCAUUUGGCGCCACUUUGUGGGACUCGAAUGUGAUAAACGACGAUGCAUCUUCAGAUGAACGGCCGUCUAAAAAGAAACGCAAAAAUGCCCACGCGUCGGACUCAGAUAGCGAUUCUCGUUCUAACAAAUCAAAGCGGAAGAAAAGGGGCUCCAAGGACGACGAUAGAUCGAAAUCCAAACGGUCGAAAUCCAAGAAACGGCAUCGUGAAGACGACAGCGGCGACGAGUCCGAACCCUCUCACUCUAAGAAAAAGAAGAAAACUAAAGUAAAGACGGAAUCCGCUUCCGAGAGCGAGAGCAGUGAUGACGCUAAGCAACGGAGGAAGAAGUCCAAAAAGAAGUCCAAAAAGCACGAGUCGUCCGGCAGCGAGACCGACUCUUCAGAGACAUCCGACUCUGAUAGUGAAUCUGAAUCUGAAUUUGAUUCCGCAAAAUCUAAAAAGCGCAAGGCAUCCAAGUCUCGCGAUCGUUCCUCAUCUCCAGCAGAUUUCAACGCAUUCGACGAUUUCGUAGGCGGGGCCAAUAUCUAUCGGGCGAUUAAACAGGAAAAAAUGGCCCUUGGAUGGUCACAAGCACCCUGUGGCAACUGCCUCUCCUUCGAUUUCUGCAAGGAAGGUGGUCCAGUUAAUCCGCGGGAGUGUGUGUACUACAGCGAAUUUCUUCUUCAGCCGGUUGGAGGAAUGAAUAUUGAAGAAGCGGAGGGGUUGAUCACAGAGUGGUAG